This is a messenger RNA of Symbiodinium sp. CCMP2456, 963 nucleotides long. The record is from the annotation of a GenBank genome assembly. NCBI's taxonomy places the organism in Eukaryota, Dinophyceae, Suessiales, Symbiodiniaceae.
AUGCUAGCUCUGCGUCGAUGGCUGGUGGUCGUUGUGACACUGACCGGUCUGGGAAUGUGGCUGGCUCAGACGAACAGCUUCACCGUUGCUGCUACAUCCCUGGCCUCCUUCCGCACACAAGCGGCAGCAGCUUUCAGCGCCGUGACGGAGACUGGCAAUGAGACUCCGCAGGAGACUCCCACCGGCGCUGCAGAAUCCCCGGUUUCAGCGGAAGAGGCCCCAGCAGACGAUGUCGAUGAGGACUUCUCCGAAGAGGAUCUGCUGGAGCUGCCGCUCCCCAGCAUCUGGAAGAAGGUCGCCUCUCCCAGGGGCCUUGCAACCGUGGCCAGGGCCGUGUGCCAGUCGCUGGGCAACAGGACCUUGCCAUCCUUGUUCGAGGGCCUUUCCGGCAGGAAUGGCAGUCUGCAGGAGGCCACGGAUCGGGCUUGUGGGUUCCCCUGCCGCCAGUCCUCCGGGGUGUGGGAGGCGGUGGAGAGCUUUUCGCUGAAGGAGAGAGUGUGGCUCGGGUUCAUGGUGGUGCAGAUGCGCAAUGGUAGCACUCUCCCGGGAAAUGGCAGCUGCCGACCAGAUCAGCCUCCGCCCAGGGUGCUGACGCAUCUCCAGGGGGCCCGGGGCCAGGGCCUGGGAAACUUGCUGCAAGGUCUGCAUUCCGCGCUCCACAUUGCAAUGAUCUCUGGCAGAGCCUUCCGGAUGAAGUGGCCGAGGCUUGAAGACGCUGUCCGGCCACGGUUCCUGAACUGGAAAGAUCCGGUGGGAGCCGGUUGCAAGCCGCAGUUGGUGGAGCUUUGGAACUUCGGCCGGUUCCAGGACAACUUUCGCCCGACCCUGACCCUGGCAAAUGGCAGCGUUGCCAUGAUGCAUUUCACCGGGAACUGGGGCAUGCUGCCGCCAAAGUGGGGCAACCUCUCCGGUAUAGGGCUGCCGGACGUGGGCAUCCGCGAUGCCUUCCCGCUGCGGGGGCAG